AUGUCAGUGCCAUCGUCGGAGGAGGAGAAUCACCGGAAAACGGUGGAGGACAAGGCUGAGAUGGGGAGGAGAAAAAGGGCAAUGUGGGAAAGAAAGUGGAAGAGAUUGGACAUCGUGAAAGCUUCUGCUUCUCUCUUUGUGCAUUUCCUCUGUCUCUUAGCUCCUUUCCAUUUCUCUUGGCCAGCUUUACGGGUUGCACUCCUUGUCUACACGGUGGGUGGGCUCGGUAUCACCGUCUCUUACCACCGUAAUUUGGCUCACCGGAGCUUCAAAGUCCCUAAAUGGCUCGAGUAUUUAUUUGCUUAUUGCGGCCUUCUUGCCAUUCAGGGAGAUCCGAUUGAUUGGGUGAGCACACAUCGAUACCAUCACCAGUUCACAGAUUCAGAUAGGGACCCACAUAGUCCUAUUGAAGGCUUUUGGUUUAGUCACCUCCUGUGGCUAUUUGAUACCGGUUAUCUUGUUGAAAAGUGUGGAAGACGGACAAAUGUGGAGGAUUUAAAGAGGCAGUGGUAUUAUAAAUUCCUUCAAAGGACGGUCCUUUACCACAUUCUAGCAUUUGGUUUCAUACUCUACUACUUUGGUGGUUUGUCUUUUCUUACUUGGGGAAUGGGUAUUGGGGUAGCAAUGGAGCAUCAUGUGACUUGCCUCAUCAACUCUCUUUGCCAUAUUUGGGGAAGCCGAACUUGGAAGACUAAUGACACCUCUCGUAACGUUUGGUGGCUAUCGGUUUUCUCUUUUGGAGAAAGCUGGCACAACAAUCACCAUGCCUUCGAGUCAUCGGCGAGACAAGGCUUGGAAUGGUGGCAAAUCGACAUAUCUUGGUACAUCGUCCGCUUUCUCGAGAUUAUCGGUUUGGCUACUGACGUGAAGCUGCCGUCAGAGAGUCAACGCCGUCGUAUGGCAUUGGUUCGUUGA
Molecule: messenger RNA, 915 nt
Organism: Microthlaspi erraticum
Lineage: Eukaryota; Viridiplantae; Streptophyta; Magnoliopsida; Brassicales; Brassicaceae
Source: the annotation of a GenBank genome assembly